Messenger RNA from Staurois parvus, 240 nucleotides. The record is from the annotation of a GenBank genome assembly. NCBI's taxonomy places the organism in Eukaryota, Metazoa, Chordata, Amphibia, Anura, Ranidae.
UUUUUUUACACUGAUUGCUCUUACACACCCAUAAAGGCUGUAAAAGCAAUAAUUUCUCCUUCUCUCUGGCUGCAUUCUUGCAGCCAUUGAGAACUACUAUGUGAGCUGUGAUUGGUCACAGCUUGUCACAUGAUACAAGGCUGUUAUUUCAGAAGUGACAUCUUGCUUACUACUAUUCAUGUGAUCACUGAUUGGCCAAUCAGUGAUCACAUGAUCAGGACCUCACACAGAGGUUACGUA